UUCCUCACGGUCAGAUCUACAGUGAACACAGGAAAGUGCACAGAUGGCGCGAACAACAUCAACAAAGAAUCAAUUUCAAUUUCGCUUAGCUAUUAUACAUUAAAUUAUUGUAAACAUUGCAAAUAAUUUCAUCGUAGACGUGUAGAAUAGUAACCUUAGCUUAUGGUUUGGAGAAUGUGUUUGUUUUUUUAGUAUUUUCAACUCCAAGUUUGAAUGUUAGCUUGGUUUCCUUCCAUGUACGUCAGUCCAGGCUGUGUCUAUUAUUAGCGUUAGAGAAAGUGUUUUAUUUCGACGACUUUCUUCGCGACGUGUCAUAGAACUGUUAAACUAAUGACUCAAUGACUAGUUACGAGUCCAUUCUCAUUGCUGUCAUAGUUACAGAUUUAAAUGUAUUAACAUCCUGAGGCCAUAAAGGGGUUGACCAUGUCCAAAGGAGACCAGGAAGGCUUCAUUGUGAAGUUUGUGGAGGUUAAAGGCCAAAAAUCAGAGUAUGCCACCAAGGCUUAUGAGGCCAUUUUGGAGCUGCAGUCUGAAAAGUACUUAAAGUCCAUCGAUGAGGAUGCUGUUUUACAGAUGGAUCAGAAGGACAAGUCUCUGUUUGUGUUCAGCGCAUUUACCUCCCCAGCUUUUCUGCACUGCAAGGAGCUUGGCUGCCGAGUCGUGAGUCCACUGGUGGUGUUGUACUGCCUGCAGCAGCAACGUUGUGUCCCCAAAGCAGAGAAGCCUGUCUAUAACAUGGCCAUGGCUGAUGUCACCGUUUCCUGCACCAGCCUAGAAAAAGUAACACGGGCAGAAGUGAUGGAUCUGGUGCAACUCAUGGGUGGACGGGUUUAUCUUGACCUGAAUGUAUCUGUCACACACCUGGUCGCAGGAGAAGUUGGCAGCAAGAAAUACCUGGUCGCUGCCAGCCUGGGUAAACCCAUCCUCCUGCCCACAUGGGUCAGAGCCUGCUGGGAAAAAUCUCAGGACAGUCUUUUCAGAUAUACAGAUUUACCCACUGAGGACUAUCUGUGUCCAGUGCUGCGAGGCUGUAGUGUGUGUGUGACAGGACUUUCCAGUACAGAGCGCAAAGAGGUGCAGCGGCUCUGUGAACAGCACGGAGCCAACUAUGCUGGUCAGCUCAAAAUGAAUGAGUGUACACACCUCAUAGUUGGUGAACCAACAGGUCCGAAGUACGAGUGUGCGCGGAAGUGGAACGUAUAUUGCGUGUCUCUGCACUGGCUGUUUGACAGCAUCGAGAAGGGUUUUUGUCAAGACGAGAGCAGAUACACUAUGGAACGCAAUUCAUCAAAGUCCACUCGACAGCACACCUCCACCCCCACUGGUACCAACAAAAAGGAGGCUGGUCUAUCACUGUUGGGCUUGAGUCACAUCUCUGUCAACACCAGCAUGACGAUUCAGGACACGGCCCUGUCCAACAACACCACCAUCAGUCGCCUGGAGACUCCAGACCCUGUUGACAACCUGGACCUCACUGUCUGUCCAGCUGAUGAUUUACUGGACGGCUGUAAACUGUACCUUUGCGGCCUGCCAGGCAAGAAACUGGACAAACUGCGGCGUCUUGUGAACACGGCAGGUGGUCUGCACUUCAGCCAGCCCAGUGAGGAACUCACACAUGUGGUCAUGGGAGAGCUGGAUCAGGACCUCAAGAACUUUGUCUCCAAAGCCAAUCACAGGCCUCAUGUGGUAACAGUGCAGUGGCUGCUAGACAGUUUCACUAAGGGCAGUUUAGUCCCAGAAUCGGGCUAUUUCCACUCUGACUGUCUGCCCCCUGCUGUGGCCCCUGUUUCUGUGCCAGUCCGACACACUCCCAUCUCCCGGCCAUCACUUGUUCCUCCUGCCGUCAGUCCUAACACACCCAGGAAAGCAGAGGAGGAUCUGUUAUCACAGUACAUGGAUGAUGAUCCGACAGUUGUAGACAUGCCACCAGAGAGCAACAGGAGACAAUCCACAAGUACAACUGCACAGCCUCAAGCUGAAGCCUGGUCACAGAACCAGACCAGAGAACAAGAGCCAGACUCGACCCUGCAGGAGGCCAGCGAGGCUGGACUAUUUGCCGGGAAAUGUUUCCUCCUUGUCGGCUUCGGCAGCGAAGCGGAAGCUCAGCUCUCUCUGCUGGUGACAGAGCAUGGAGGGAGGAUGUUGACGGGUCGCACACGGGUUGUGGCCGACUAUGCCGUGGUGCCGCUCUUGGGCUGUUCAGUAGAAGCCACAGUGGACGAGGUGGUCACUGAUACUUGGCUGGCCAUGUGUGUGGAGAAAGAGUGUGCUCUGCAGCUUUCUUCCAACCCUUUGUUCACCCCCGUUCCUGUGAUGGACGGACGUUUCCCUCUUAAAGACUGUGUACUCUCCGUCAGUCAGUUUACUGGAGCAGAGAGAGAAUCUUUGGUGGAGCUGGCUAAGCACCUUGGAGCCAAUGUGCAGGAUUACUUUGUACGCCUGGCCAACCAGAAGAAAGGCAUGUUAGCCAGCACUCAUCUGGUGUUGCAGAGCCCUGAAGGCACAAAGUACCAGGCGGCAAAGAAAUGGGGGCUCCCUGCUGUCACCAUGAACUGGAUACUGGAGUCAGCUCGGACCGGUCAGAGAGCAAAAGAGGAGAGAUUCCUGGUGGACCUGCCGCCGUCGCCAGAGAGGGAGGAGGAGAGUUUUGUCGGUGCUUCUCAGAAACCCACCAUGUUGCCUCCGGCUCAUCCGUCUCCAGAGAUCCCUUUGCUGGGUUUCCAGAGUGGUAAAGCCAUUACACCUCUGGAUUUAGGUCGCUUUCAGAGCAAAGUGUUCCGCUCUGUUGUGGACAAGAUGAAGCCCAAAGACAGCACCCCAAAACAAAAUCAGGAGGGCAGCAGAAGAAACAAUCUUCAAAAAGAGCCCUCCCUGCAGUUGGACACUCCCUCUCGUUUCCUCAGCAGAGACCAGCUCUUCAGGCCAUCUUUUAAUGUCAAGGAUGCACUAGGAGCUUUGGAGACUCCAGGUGGGAGAUCAAAGCCAGCAGAGAUGGUUGACACCCCACUGACAGAUCUCAUCAACCGCAACCUGAAGGUGGCUCUGGCUAAUAGCGUGCGUCACCAGGAAAUGCAAGCAGUCUCAGCCAGCCCCCAGUUUACCAAGACAGCUGAGAAGGAGGUGUUUUGCAAGGCUCCAGAGAAAGAAGCUGGUCCCCUGUGUGGUGUUGUGAUCUGUGUGGGAAAGAAGCUGGCCAAAAUGCAAGGUGAACUAAAUGCCAUCGCUGCCUCACUUGGAGCUGACUUCAGGUGGGCUUGUGAUGAUACUGUGACACACUACAUCUAUCAGGGUCGAGUGGGAGACAACAACCGGGAGUACAGAGGAGUGAAGGAGAGAGGACUGCACAUGGUCUCUCAGCACUGGCUACAGGCUUGUGCUGAGGAGGCGAGACACGUGCCGGAGUCUCUGUAUCCUUUCACCUACAACCCCAAGAUGAGCCUGAACCUGAGCCAGGUGCCCAACAGCACUCAGAAGUCUCCGCCUUUAACACGUACACAACUGCGAAACAUCGCAGAGACCAGUGACAACAAACCUGAGCACGAUACCACAGAAGAUGCUACAACCUUGCGUCGCGUAAGUGAUGGAAGUGUGGAUCAAGAGGAGAUGAAUGAUUCAACAGAAAAGGGUGAUAUUUCAGAGAAUCUGGAAAUGAGAGAGAACCUGCAAAGACAGCUGCAAGAGAUCAUGACAGCCACCACGUUGACGACAGGCAGGCGAACCUCAGUCAGACUCGCCAGGAUAGGAUCAGGCGGGGCCGACUCAAGGCCCCACAUACCUGAUGGCAGCCGACUUGGACGCAGUGGGAACAGGAGAACUCUCGAGGCCCUGAGGGUUUCCAGAGAAGCAGCCAUGGACAUUAACACAGAGCCAUCCCAGAGUGAGCAGAUAGUGUGGGAUGACCCCACAGCCAGGAAAGAGAGGGCAAAGCUGGCUGAUAACUUGCAGUGGCCUGGUAGUCCUUCACAGCAUUCAGAGCCUUUCCAUCCUCCACCUCCCCCAACUGCAGAAAACAGUCAUCAGAAUGGAGAAUCCAUGACUGACUCUGAGCUGGUAGAGAUGGCUGCUUGUGAUGUCAUUGAACAGCAUAUGGGCCAGAAAGUGACGACCCCUCAAUCAAAAGAGUCUGAAAAUAACGUCCUCACUCCAAACGCUCCCAGCAUCGCCUUUCCUCUCGCCAAACCUCCAGUAGCACCAGAGCCACAGGAGGAGCAUAAGAAAGAAAAGCAGCCACCCAGAUUUCAGCUCUCCUCCCUCAGCCCUCAGGAACGCAUUGAUUACAGCCAACUCAUCGAGGAGCUUGGUGGUGUCGUCCUGGACAAGCAGUCCUUUGACCCCAGCUGCUCCCACAUCAUCGUGGGGACUCCUCUGCGCAACGAGAAGUACCUGGCAGCGAUGGCAGCCGGUAAAUGGAUCCUGCAUCGCUCGUAUCUGGAGGCCUGUCGAUCUGUGGGUCACUACAUCCAGGAGGAUGAGUAUGAGUGGGGAAGCGGCUCAAUCCUGGACGCGUUGCCUUCCAUCAACUCCCAGCAGAGGAGACUAGCUUUAGCCGCCAUGCGCUGGAGGAAAGCCCUGCAUGGAAGCUGUGAUCGAGGGGGUGCCUUCAGUGGAUGGACAGUCAUGCUAAACAUUGACCACAGCAGAGAAUCAGGCUUCAGGCGGUUGCUGCAGUCUGGUGGAGCAAAGGUCCUGCCCAGUCCCUCCCCAUCCUUGUACAAAGAAGCCACUCACCUGUUUGCUGAUUUUAGUCGACUGAAGCCCGGAGACUUUAGAGUCAACGUGUCAGAGGCUACAGCUGAAGGAGUCACAUGUUUGAAGCCAGAAUAUAUCGCAGACUACCUCAUGCAGGAGCCGACUCCACCUAUGGAGCCGUACUGCCUGACUGAAGCUCCCCCCGAGGAAACUCCCGAUACUCCAUCACGCAAACGUAAAGCAGCAGUCGACACGUCCAGGCUGAAAAAGAGCCGCCUGAACUGAAAUGUAACUCUAAAAUAUUGUCCUCAUAAUCCCUGUAAAAUUAGACUCUUUUUUUUU
This is a messenger RNA of Solea senegalensis (Senegalese sole), 5031 nucleotides long. RefSeq names its product DNA topoisomerase II binding protein 1 (gene topbp1). Lineage: Eukaryota; Metazoa; Chordata; Actinopteri; Pleuronectiformes; Soleidae. The record is from RefSeq and is a predicted model, not a curated record. Gene Ontology annotation, biological process: mitotic G2 DNA damage checkpoint signaling; DNA replication initiation; mitotic DNA replication checkpoint signaling. The transcript is spliced from 28 exons. Bases 424 to 4974 code for a protein of 1516 amino acids.